Messenger RNA from Ixodes scapularis (black-legged tick), 479 nucleotides. RefSeq lists its product as uncharacterized. NCBI's taxonomy places the organism in Eukaryota, Metazoa, Arthropoda, Arachnida, Ixodida, Ixodidae. The transcript is spliced from 3 exons. The coding region runs from base 57 to 479 and encodes 140 amino acids. The record is from RefSeq and is a predicted model, not a curated record.
UUACAACUCAUUGCGAAGCCACAUCACAAGGUGUCAUUCUCCGCUUGCACCUCGUAAUGCAACUAACUUCCAAUCCUGCCGGACAUGCAGUGUUAGUUCCUGCAGUGAAGAGGCUUACAGGUGUCUGUCUGGACGGAACAUUGAGCCUGCCCAAAGAUGUCCUCCUCCUCGUGACAUGCCUACGUUCAAGCCCCAAAAAUGAUGCUGUGCUCGAGUGGAGCCUCAAAAUCAACAAGGCCGAGGCAGAGUUCAAAGAUCAAAACGCAGCAGCUGUCUGCCUCCUCCCAUUGCUUGCAUCCUACUUUCAAGAAAACCUCGGAGAGCUCUUCCAGUUACAUCAGGUGACAACAGAAAUCACAGAGGAGUUUCGUAACAGUCUGCCUGCUUCUCCUGUAAUUGUUGCACUGGGUGAGCUUCAUGUGUCUUUUCCUUGCAUGCUUUGUAUUUUUGAAGGUGCUUUCUUUUUUAAUUUGUGUUGA